UUUGUCUAUGCGGUAGUGGUAUUCUUACAGUCCAUAAGUGCUGUGGAAUUUUCUGGCAUAGCCGUGAAGUCUCCGUAUUCCAUCACAAGCUUCAGUUCUCCACUUCCACAGACAUGUGAUACCUCUGGAAUCUAUACGGUAUGUACUACGUGUAGCUCGACACUGGUUUGUAUUCAAGGGGACAUGACGCGAAAAUCUUGUCCGUUGGAUAAACCAUACUGCAACACGAACGCUCAACUACUAUUAGCUCGGAAUACGGGUGUACUCCGGAACCUCUAAAAUGCACCUGAAUCGGAUUCUACCCAGAUCCCAAGGCCUGCCAGUUCUACCACUACUGUGAAGCUGUCGGGGAACCCUCCACCGUGUACGACUGUCAACCCAACAACGUGUUCAACGCGGCCACCCACAUGUGCAAGCAGAAGAAGCUGGCCGCGGAUUGCGUAACCGUAACGUGCGACCCGGGCAAAAUCUUCCAGGCUUACGGCACCAGCAAGACGUACUUUGCCUUCUGUUCGGGAUCUGAAAUUGAGAUGCUCAAGUGUGACACCAACUAUGUGUUCAACGGGUCCGGGUGCGUGUUCCAGUGUCCGAAGGAGGGCAACUUUGCGCACCAUGAUCCGAAGAAGUUUUACGAGUGUGUUUACAGCGGUACCAAACUGGUGGCAAUGGAGAUUUCCUGUCCGGGGGGGAAAGAUUUCGAAGCGGUGAUUGGUAUUUGCCUGACUCCAAGUGGUUGAUGUUGGAUGGAAGAAUUACGAGUUUGUAAAAAAUGUUUUUUUUUGUAUUGACAUUGUAAAAGUAAGUUAAUUUUGUUGGCCUCAACACACACCGAAAAUCUUGUAUCAAAGUCACUUUUCAACACAAAUAAUAAAAUUAUUUAAAUUUGUA
This is a messenger RNA of Culex pipiens pallens (northern house mosquito), 888 nucleotides long. RefSeq lists its product as uncharacterized. The record is from RefSeq and is a predicted model, not a curated record. Gene Ontology annotation, cellular component: extracellular region. Gene Ontology annotation, molecular function: chitin binding. The coding region runs from base 408 to 737 and encodes 109 amino acids. Lineage: Eukaryota; Metazoa; Arthropoda; Insecta; Diptera; Culicidae. The transcript is spliced from 2 exons.